AUGAAAUACAAUGUGAUCCACGACUAUCUCUCGCAGGUUGGAGCUGCCUAUGCCUCGCGCAGUCAGGAUCCGUUCACCUUGGCCACCCUCUUGGUCGUCGAUGCUCAGAAGCACGCCUUGUUGUCCCAUGCUCUGCGAGCUGUGAGUAACCAGUCUGCUCGCUGAUACGCGCUGCCUUCCUGCCUGAUUGCCCUCCGUGCCUACAACCCUCACCUGUUUCAGCCUCAGAACUCGGAUCUGCCCAAGAAGCUGCACACUCUUCUGCGCGUACAAAAGACGGACAGAUUGGUGCCGUUCAUCGACUCGCUCUUCAACUAUUUGGCUACUCAACCUCCCACUGCGCAAUUGGUAGCUCGAGGUCCUGCUCAACUGCCCAUCCAGGCCUACAGACCCGCCUUUGAUGCUUGGGCUGCUGUUUGGACGUAAGUCGAGUCUUUCCGGCAAAGGUGGAAGAAGCGGAGGUGAUAGCUGGUUGCUGUCUGGAGGUGGACGCGGUAGACUUCAAAGGGGGAAACUGCGCCACACACGCCAACUCAUAUGCACUCUUACUCCCUACAGCAAAGCAUUUGCCAUCUUCUCGCUGCCUGACGCCACGUGGUUUGGAGCCAGUCUCAGACACUUUGGUCUGGUAUUGCUGCAUCUAGCCGUCAAGGUGAGUGGAACCACUGCGCUUGGCUCCGGACACUCGCCAUCGUGCUCACUCUCUCCCACACCUUUCGUGAUGAUGGUUUAGGCUGACAAGUACCAGGUGCAAACCAGCAGCACAAAGAACCCUUGCAUCACCGAUGCUGCAUCGAAAGUGUCCAAGGCUGCUGGGCUGGCUGCCAUCGAUCGAACGCCAGCGGCGGGACAAGAGACGAAGCGAAGGGAAGUCUUAUGGCUGGCCAACUUGAGCUUCUACGCCUACUUCAAGGUGAGUUUCUGGAAUAUAGUGGCAAUGUUGAGCGCAUCGCUGACAUUUCAUGCCCGGCUCGGACAGCUCAACAACCUGCGCUUAUGCGAUACCGUCCUGUCCUCAGUCGACAGCGCCUUCGCUUUGAACAGGCAAUUCGCGCCACCAACGACAUCUGUUCUGGCAGGAGCAAACGCAGAUCAGGGCGAAAGCUGCUACAGUCGAGCAGAUAGGGUGACCUACAGGUACUACUUGGGUCGCUUGAGGCUCAUGCAGCAUCGCAUUCGUGUAGUGCGUGGCCACCAGCUGCUUCUUGCCGCGGCAUGACGUAUCUGCUGACAAAAUUAUCGCACAACUGCCCCACCUUCUUCUGCUCACGAAGGCACACACGCAUUUGCGAUGGGCCUUCGACAACUGCAUCGUCUCUUCGCGCAACAAAGUGUGAGUCGAAGCGCACUGCUCUCGAACUCUCUUAGGGUCAAAGCUGACGUCUGCCUGCACCGUAAUUCGCAGCUUCAUCUUGGUUCCACUGCUUGUAGCCUCGCUCAUCUUGGGUCAUUAUCCCACGCCAGCUCUUUUACAGGCAUCAGGACUGCAUCCUCAAUUCGGACCGCUGGUAGAGAGACUGAGAUUAGGCGAUGGGGCUGGAAUGCUGCAGGAGCUGAACAGGUGGAGAGAGUGGCACAGAUCCAGGGGCAUCUAUCUUUUGCUCAGGGAGAGGCUGCAGACUGCCUGCUGGAGGAACCUUAUUCGACGAACGUGA
Ceraceosorus bombacis is the source of this 1655-nucleotide messenger RNA. The record is from the annotation of a GenBank genome assembly. NCBI's taxonomy places the organism in Eukaryota, Fungi, Basidiomycota, Exobasidiomycetes, Ceraceosorales, Ceraceosoraceae.